UGACCAGCCCGCUAGUUAUCAAUUUCUUUAGCUUGUGAGAAAUGAGACCUGAUGAGCAUAAACGAAAAAAGAAUGCGCAGUACAAGAAAAAGCAUGGUAUACCUGUUAAGAAGGGUGCUGGUAAACCUGAUAAACCCACAGAUAGUGCUGACGUGAAACCAGGAGAGAAGGAGAAUCAAGAAACAUGUUCGCAAACAACGCCUUUGGAUGAGAGUAGGUGGUUUUCACGUCGUCAUCUUACAACCAACUGGGAUAGAUAUGAAGGACUUGACAUUGCAGAUGAAGAAGACCAAAGAACAUUAGUUACAAGCAGAGGAGAAGAUUUUGCUAAUCUGGUUGAGAAAGCAGGCAACCCAGACUCACAAUUCAGAUUCCAGGCAGAGAAAGAAUGGGAGGAAGAUACCAUGUCACAGGCUGCAUCAGAAGGAUUAGAGAUCAAUUUGGCUUCUCUGGCGGAAGCACUUCAAGGUCUACCUAUUUACAGAAAGCUACAUAUCGAUGAUAAAGAAAUAAAUCCAUCUUCAAGUCUUCGCUGCUUAGAUCAAGUUGAGAAGGCUGUAGAUGGCACUGGAAAUAGUUACUACACUGCCUCUACUUUAACACUUACUGCAGAAAAACAAGCUAGCAGUUGUACAGUAGAGACCUUGAAACAUCAUUAUAUUGAAAAGCCGUCAUCAACCACCAAAGAUGAUAGGCAUGAUAAUAGACAGCUGUCAGUCACAGAAGCUCCACCCACCACUCAUUUGCAUUCAUCAUUGAGAGAUGUAGCCUCUGGGGUCUAUUCUUAUCAAUCACACAAUACCUCUAAGGACCAGACAGGCUCUGUCAUUGAUAGUGAACUCGAUUUCCUUUUGUCUCUGGAUAACACAAAGCUAAAUGCAGUGUCCAGUAAAAAGCCAGUGAAUGGGAAUAAAGUUUCACCUUUCAGUAAUCAAGUAUAUUCUUCAGCUGAUGACAAGGAACUUCAAUCAACUGGGGCUGGGGCUUUUAUGCAUGCCCCAAAGGAACAGCCACUACUGAACACUUCUGUUGAUUCCGAGAAAGGCGAAACAAAAAGACAAUCCGAGACAGAGCAAGACCUGGAAGAUUGGCUUGAUAGUGUUUUAUCUUAGUAGAGAUGUUGUUGUACAAUAUGAGAAAAAUAAAAUAAAUGUAACAUAGAAA
This is a messenger RNA of Nematostella vectensis (starlet sea anemone), 1164 nucleotides long. Its product is annotated as cell death regulator Aven. Gene Ontology annotation, biological process: negative regulation of G2/M transition of mitotic cell cycle. The transcript is spliced from 7 exons. The record is from RefSeq and is a predicted model, not a curated record. NCBI's taxonomy places the organism in Eukaryota, Metazoa, Cnidaria, Anthozoa, Actiniaria, Edwardsiidae. Bases 42 to 1112 code for a protein of 356 amino acids.